Messenger RNA from Condylostylus longicornis, 2491 nucleotides. RefSeq names its product GATA zinc finger domain-containing protein 14-like. Lineage: Eukaryota; Metazoa; Arthropoda; Insecta; Diptera; Dolichopodidae. Gene Ontology annotation, molecular function: protein phosphatase regulator activity. Bases 760 to 2382 code for a protein of 540 amino acids. Gene Ontology annotation, biological process: response to endoplasmic reticulum stress. The transcript is spliced from 2 exons. Gene Ontology annotation, cellular component: endoplasmic reticulum; protein phosphatase type 1 complex. The record is from RefSeq and is a predicted model, not a curated record.
AAUAGUUUGAAAAAGGAAAAGUAAUUUGUGCGUAUUAUUUGAAAAUAAAAAAAAAAAUAAAAUUUUAUAAUUAUUUCAAAAAAGUGAAAGCAAAAUUCUUAAAAGUGGUCAAAAAUUUUUAAACCAAAUAUUUUAAAAAAUUGAAAAUUUUUCUUGAAAAAAAAAGAAAAAAAAAUUGAAGCAUUGCCAUAUUUCUUGAAACUUAAUAAAAUUUUAAUAUAAAGGGCAAUACGUAACAGAAGUGCUUUAAAUUAUGUAAAAAAUUCUAAUAAACAAGAUCAAAAUCUAGUGUAAAGUUUUCAAAAUUUACAUAAACUACUUUACAAGCAAAAUGUGUUACAAAAGCAGCAAAUUAGCAGAUAAAUUAUAUUGUGGAAGUGAAAAAAUAGAAUUGAAAGCAAAUCAAUUUUCUAUUUACCAUAUUACUCGAAAAAGAAACAUUCAAACCGUAAAAUAAAUUUAAUUUAAUUGAAAAAUAAUAUAUUUUAUAUAUAUAAUAUUUUUCAAUCUAUAAAUAGAAAUUAUUUUACAAAAUUUAUUGUUGAAAAUCUUGUAGAAUACUUGAAAUCCUUGAUUUCCAAGAGUUGCUGAAUAAAAGCUUGUUUUGACGUAAAUAUUUUUCGUUAUGUUGAUUAAUACCAAACAGAAGUAAGUUCUUUAUUAAAAAUUUUUAUAUUUUUGGUAUUCGUGGCAACAAUAAAAUUUGAUAAUAAAUUAACCAUAUUAGUCGAAUUAAAAAAAAACAGAAUAAAUACAAAAAUGAUGAAUGGUAAUUGCAGAAAUAAUUUACAAGGUUCGGAUUGCAGAUUUGGUAUGCUUAAUCCAACAAAUUUUUUAACCCAAAGUAUUGGGAAUUUUAUUCAGAAUACAGCUAACAUGCUGUGGAAUCCCACUCAAUAUCAAAAUCAGAACUGCAGGAAAUUUAGUACGAACACAAACCAUUUUGGUAGACCUCAGGAAACUCAAUAUACAACGAUGGCACCGUAUGCAACAGCUUUUGUAAAUAUCAAUAAUGCAAUGGGUUUCAAUCCAAAUUCUAGACAUUAUAAUAAAUUUUCUGGCUUCAAUCAACAUAUGGAUGGUAUGGGACAUCGAUUGGGUAGUAGUUUUAAUAAAAAUAAUUUUAAAUUUGGCUGUGAUGAUCAUUUAGAAAAUAAUCAUUUUAAUCAACAUCGUAACAAUAAAAAAUAUCAAAAAAUGAAUCCAUCUUAUUGUAACAAAAAUUGGAGAGAUGGCUGCGUUAAACGCAACCAUAAAACUUCUGAAAAACAUAAAUCUGUUCUUAAUGAAACUCCAGAAUCUAAUUAUACACAGGGCAAAAGUUACUGUAAUCAAAGAUACUUUAACAACAAUAAUAAUAAUAAAAUCAAUUAUUUAAAAUUAGAAAAUAGACCUAACAGUAAUCGCAAUAUGAAUAAUUGUAAUGAUAAUAAUAAUAAUAAUAGAUCAGCAGAAGUUUUAACUAUAUUUACAUUAGAUGAUUUCCCGGAAUUACCAGUACCGAAAAGACAUAAGCAAUGGUCGUUUAAUUUUCCAAGUUCAUGCAAGUCAAAAAAUCGUAUAACAGCUAAAAUUAAUUAUAAAAAUCAAAACGAAUCAUCACCAAAAAUUAAAUCUAAUGAUAAUAAUAAUAGUUUCCAUGAAAUUACAUCAAAUAAAGAAAGAAAUAAAUGUAAUAAGUCUAGUAAGCAUGAUUUUAUUGAGGAUAAUUUCGUUAUUAUAAUGGAAAGUCCAAAUUCUCCAAAAUUUAAACACAAUACAAAAAGUACAGCUGGUUUUACGCCAUUUAAACCAAGGCAACGACAAAUAUCAGAAUGCAGUGAUGAUAGUUUUAUUAUUUGUUUUACAAAUGAUGCAGCUGAUGGAGUUAUUGAAUUUGCAAAUCUCUUGAGCUCUGAAAAUAGUGAUACUGAUAAUACAGAUUCAGAUGAUGAUGAUGUUAGUGAUGAUGAUGAUGAUGAUGAUGACAGUGAUAAUGAUGAUGUUUAUAACAAAUCGGGUCAUAUAAAAAAUAAAAGCCAAUUUAAUCAAAAUAACAACAAUAAGAAAAGUAGUAAAAACAACGUCCCAAAAGAAAAGACUGAAAAUAAUAAGACUAUAAGCAAUAACUUGGAAACUUUAUGUUUAGAAACAACAAGUCAACCAGAUUCUGGAUUUGAUGAUAUUAAAGAGAAAAAGGUUCGUUUUAAUUUAGAGCCAGAAGUUCAUGUUAUGCAUACAUGGGAUUAUGCGUAUAGGGCGGCCAGAAAAGGUGAAUGGGAAAGUUAUGCACGAGAUAGAUGUAGAUUUAAAAAUCGAAUUGAUAAAGUAGGUCCUGCAAUUACAGCAAUUUUAGAAGAACAACAUCGUAGAAAAAUUUUUAAUGAAAGAUUUUCAAAUUAAAUUUAAAAAAAAAAAAAAAAUUUAAUACCUAUGUAAAUAAUAUUUCUAAUUAUGUAUUUAAAAACGAAAUAAAUAAGAAAUUGAAAAUGUAAAAAAAAAAUAAAUAAAU